Parnassius apollo (apollo) is the source of this 555-nucleotide messenger RNA. NCBI's taxonomy places the organism in Eukaryota, Metazoa, Arthropoda, Insecta, Lepidoptera, Papilionidae. The record is from the annotation of a GenBank genome assembly.
AUGAAAGCUUUAGGAACUGGUGAUGAAUUUGAUUACGAAAUAGGUAUGGAUACUAAUACUAUGGAAGACACUUGUGAUUUAACUGAGAAAUUAAAACGACUUAAAAGUACUGAAGAAUAUCCUCAUAAUGAUUUGAGAUUAGAUAAGACUACAGAGGAUUCUAAUGAUCAUUUGGAAAGUACUGAAAAUGCAAAGAAUAAAGAGACUGAAAAAGAUUUUGAAAAUGACUUAAUAAAUCAUGAAACUGAAAAUAACGAAAAUACUACAGAGUAUUUCCUUAAUGAUUACGUAUUGGGCAGUUAUUAUAACAGGAAUAAGUGGACGUACUACAUAGGGUACAUAGAAACCAUAACAACAAAGAAUUAUGAGUCCUAUUUCAUGGUUAGGUUUUUCAAAACAAUUAAAAAACCAAAGCUUGUUUUUAAAAUGACAAAAAAAAGAGAUCGAGAUGAGAUAACUGAAAUCUCAAUAGUGAAAAAGGUUCAUUUAACACAAAACCCUUUAAAAUCAAACGAAUAUCUGUUAUCUGACGAAGAUGAUAAGGUUUAUUUUUGA